CUGGUCCCGUUAUGUGCCUGUUAACUGAGUGCGGGAGCCCGAAACACCGUCCAGGGAUGAGACGAAGGAGAAAACAAGACUCCGUUCACCCGAAAACUGUAAUGAAAUUCACAUGCAGGACUUUGGAAAUGUUUUUGACCCCGAAGUGGUGGAUUUUUAUCGUUUGCAUGGCAGGUGUCCUCCCUUCAUGUUGCUCAGGGGUUCAUGUGUUUGUGAGAGAUGAGAAGAGGUAUGCUGUGCUGUUCCAGUCCGUGGUUCUGCCAUGUCAGUACACAAGCGUGUCCACCCAGACUCCUGUGGUGCAGUGGAUCUACAAGUCAUACUGUCGUGACCGCACACGGGAUUCGUUCAGUCUCACUGACACCUUGACUGGAGGCCCAGGAGGAGGUGGCCUGACGGUUGGAACCGGAGGAGCCAGUGGAGGGUACAAGGCUCCGAUGACAUCGAGGACAUCGAGCUACCUCGACUGCUCUGACAGCAGCCGCACGGUUCGAACUGUGGCCUCCAUCUCUGGUUCCUCUAUCACACUGUCAGAGUACUACAAGAACAGAGACAUCUCCAUCAUCAACAAGGCAGAUCUGCGAAUUGGAGAGGUCCGGUGGGGAGAUAGUGGAGUUUACAUCUGUAAGGUUAUUAUAUCUGAUGAUCUAGAGGGACAGACCGAAGCCCCUGUGGAGCUGCUUGUCCUAGGUUUCUCAGGCGUGACUGAAGAUCUGCUGCCAGACUUUGAUUUGAGGAUUAUGCCAGAGUGGGCGUUUGUGGCCGCAGUGGCGCUAGGCAGUGUAUUAUUUCUACUGCUGGUUGGGGUUUGUUGGUGUCAGUGUUGUCCUCACUCCUGCUGCUGCUACGUCAGCUGUUGGUGCUGCCCCGACACAUGCUGCUGCCCCAGACACUUGUAUGAGGCAGGUAAGGGUAUAAAGACGGGUACCUCCACCCCUCAGACACCUGCCUACCCUCCAUACUUUGUUUCUGGUGUCCCGACCAUGGUCCCCAUCACUCCCCCAUCUCUGGUGGACAAGAUGUCAUCAGUCCCCACCUCAAAUGGAAGCUUACUCACAGCAGUGCCGAUGCAUGCUGUGGGGGUUCCGUACCGUGUGCCUUCACCUCAGGAUCAGGACUCUCUCAGGGUGCUACAGUAUGUAGAGAAACAACUGGCACACUUCAACCCUGCCAGGUCCACCGGCCACCAGUCCUGUAGUGCGUCCGAGCUGAGUUCUCUCCACGAGGGGGAAACUGCUUUCCGCCAAACAUACCGAAAUGUCCAGAAGAAAGCACUGCCCACCAUCCCCGACCACAAUCAUCAGCCUGAACCCCAGCGCUACCGUGACAACCGCAGCCCAGAGCCGCAGCGUUACUAUGAUAGUCCCUCUUCGCCCCAGCGUUAUCAUGACAACCCCGACUUAGAGUCCCGGCGAUGCCUGGAUGAGCCUCUUCCUCCACGACGAUACAGCGAUGACCCACCAUCCUCCUCACAGUCACGCAGACCAGGCCAUAAGCAACAGCAACACAACCAUGGUGAAGAGGACAGCCAUAACAGGUGGAACCCUCGUUCAGAACAUUUGCAGAGAAAGAUGUACCGUACUGCAGGACGAACUGGCUCACUGGACGAGCUGGAGGAGUUUGCUGCAACUUAUAAGCAGAAAGGAGGCAGAGGGGCUGAGAAGAGGAAAGAAGAAUGGGGAGACUAUGAGAUGGAGCUUCUGGAGUUCAGUCGAUAUCCUUCCUACCGCAAUGGUCCACCUCAGCAUUAUCACAAUGAAACUGAGCUUGUAGACAACUGUGAGGAUUACCCCACACGGAAUAAGAAAAACAGACAUGACAUAAGCCCACUUCCUUCACCCAAAAAACGAAGAGGGACCUGGGAUGGGAAGCACCCUGUCCCACCUCCUCCUCGUGUCAAUCCACCAUCAACUUCGUCUCAAGGGAAGGACUAUGAUAGCACGUUCCUGAGCAGCCUACUGGAGCGUAAGGCCAAGUUGCGAGGGGUCAGCCAGGGACGAAGCGGGACUCGGGGUGCGGAAGAUUCUGACACACCCUCAAAGGGCAGCUUAAAAAAGAGCAGUGGGGAGUCUAGUCGGCUCUGCAGCCGUUCACCUAGUAACAGGCCUGAGGCAGAUUCACUUCCUCUUUACUCAGACACAGAGCGAAGCAGAACUAACAGGACGUCUCCACGGCCACUGCCAGCAAACACUAGCUCCCCUCAACCUCCUGCCCAUUCGCUGCACAGUCACAGAGAAGAACCCAGAGACAAGUCGCGGAAAGUGAACACCCUUCUCACCAGAGAUUCACUCAUCGUUUGAGUGAAAGCCUAUAAAACAUUAUAAUAACUGCAUGUCAGCUGAUUAAGGAAUGAUAGAGUUGACUUUCAGUGUGGAUUCUCAAAAAAUAUGCCAUACACAAGUGAAUUGUGAGAAACGCAACGAAAGCUGAAUCAGUACGGAUGAAUGAAUGAAGAAAUGGACAACAGGCACUGUUAUUGCUGGGAGCAUAGCUGAGGCUUUCUGCCCGUGAUGUCACUGAGUGAAGAAGUCAUCACCACUCAAUCUUGGUCACCGGCUGCCUCAUAUACUACAUACGUCAGCUGGACUAACAUGGGACCAACAUGGGCUGAGUGUAUGACCUGGACUGUCCCUCCUAACAGGACACUGUUAGUCUCCUGCCGUCCCUUGAGAAAAGACUUUACGCCUCCAGCACAAUGAGGGCAUUCAUUUUCAUUUGGUGAGAUAUGUGUAUGUAAAAAGGCACGGUGGUGGAACAAAACGUAUAUGACAACACCAUUAUUGUAAAGGUCAUACUGUAGCUUCAGUUGUAUGACAGUACACACAGUGUGUCAUUCAACAACACAAUCAGGGACUAAAGUACCUGGUUCCGAAGGAGUUUACAAAGGAAAAGUUAACUACAGCUGGACAGAGUAACCAACAUUACCAAAUGAUGAUGAUAUGAUGUGUUCCUACAUUGGGGUGGGCAAAAUAAUGUGAACACCCCAUGGAAAAGGAUCGUAACUCUUAACGUAUCAAGCAAUAUGUUCAUGGAAACAAUGGCUCAAAUGACUUUGUAUAAUAUGAAAGAUGCUGCUUGUAGUGCAGUUCUUAGUUCUAAUGAGCUCAUUGUUUUUGUUUUGGUCAGUCUCAUAGCUCUGGUCAUUGAUCUGCUACAACAUACAGCUGAUUCCAGGGGAAAAAGCUCUAAUAAAUCCAGUGUGCAGCCUGUUCAGCACCAAAGAGCAGACACACACAGUUUGGGACUUGCUGGUGAACCUAGUGGAGCAUUUAGCAACUAAUAAUGGUAAAAGGAGAUGGACUGUACUUAUAUAGGGCUUUUCUACCUUACCUGGACAAAGCGCUUUACAGAUUCACCCACUGUGAAGCUGCCAUGCAAGGCGCUGGCCUGGCUACUGGGUACAACUUGGAGUUCAGUGUCAUGCUCAAGGACACUUUGUCAUGUGGACUGGGAAGACCAGGAAUUGAACUGCCAACCCUGCUAUCAGAGGUCGACCCACUCUUCCCCUGAAGCACGGCUGCUCAUGAAUCAACUAUAUCACUCAAACAGAAUUCAAAGUAGAGCAAUGGUCUGACUUGAAUUCAUCAAGUGGACAGAAACACAACUCCAAAUGAAUGCUAAUGUUAUUCUGUGGUCUGUUGUGCUGAUGUGUAAAUACGCUUUUGCCAUAAUACAUCUAUAUGGUGAUAAUAUGUCAAUGUGGUUACAGCUUGCUCUGCCACACCCGCUGUUUUUAGUGAAUGCACAUGAGCUCAGUAAUACAAGGUUCAAUAUCAUGUAGUGUCAUUUUUCAGUUAGAAAAGAAGUCUGGCAGUGGAUAGAAUUUGAAAAUUGAAUUCAUAUUUUAGUGGGAGUCAUUUUGAAAAUCAUGAAAACUAAUAUUCCCAAGCAAGAUGCUAAACGUGCACAAGACACUAAAUCUUGUUCUGCCAAAUGGCCAGUGACCCAAUAUGACCCACAUUUGUUGCAGCAGUGAUUCAGUUUGUAUUCAUGAACAUGUAACAUUCUUUUGUCUGUACAUGGCAGUGGAGCUGUUCAUCUUGUUUUAAAACAUGGUAGAGUUUGCACAAAGCAACUGUUUUCUCCUAAGAGACUAAAACCUGAUAAAACUGUAUUUAUUGCAAGUGUUUAAGGUUUAAAAGAUGUUUGUACUACAGUAUGAAGAGAUCGUUUAUAUGUAGACUCAACCUAUUGUGUGUGAGGUGUGAUAUAAUCGUUGUAAUUUGUAAAUGAUUGUGUUUGUCUAAGCACUUCAGUGUGAGUGUAUACAUAAGAAGGGCCUUUUCUUAUCACUGCUGAGUCAACAGCUUUGUGUGUUAUCUAACAGCCACACACUUACACAAAACACACAUUAACAUACUGAUCUCUGAACAUCAUUAUCAGUCAUACUAUGUAUUUUGUUCUAACAAACCAGUAUUUGAUUAUUCCUGCCUUCAUGUUGGGCAGGCUUGUGUGGAGAAAAGACUGAUGUUAGUUUUUAGUUUUUUGCUACUGUGUUUUCUGCCUCUGGUACUGACAACUGUGAUUGUGUGUGUGUGGUGGUGGUGGUGGGGGGUGACUCUUUACUUUUCUGCAAAGGAGACAGUGCGUAAUUGAGUAUGACUCAUGUCUUUGUUCAUUGUUGUAAGCACAGACUGCCUGUCUUUAGUCUUUAGUACACAGCUGUGUCAAAACUCAGAUAUCAGUCCCUCCAGCUCAACCACAGAAAUUUGCUCUGUUUCAUCAUCCAUGUUACAAAAUUCUUACAACACUUUAGUCCAUUAAAUAGCUAAAGUGUCUAUUUAAUAAUAUACCAAGAGACAGGAUGGCAAACAUAACAUAGACAUUUAUACCAGCAGUGUUUAUCUUCACAUCUUCACAAAUAAAUCUAGCAGAAAUAUGAACCCCAGGUUUUAUUUGAGCUUAUUUGUCUUUGUUUAUAGUCAGCAUUAACUACCAAAGUUUAAGAAAUGAUGAUGUACAUGUAGUAGUGGAUCAGUGGCUGAUAACAGUUGCACUUAACUUGUAUAAUUAUAUUUCAUGCUAUUUUAUACUUCGUCAUAUUUCAGAGGUAUAUAUUAU
This is a messenger RNA of Monopterus albus (swamp eel), 5061 nucleotides long. Its product is annotated as immunoglobulin-like domain-containing receptor 2. Lineage: Eukaryota; Metazoa; Chordata; Actinopteri; Synbranchiformes; Synbranchidae. Gene Ontology annotation, biological process: pancreas development. Bases 12 to 2300 code for a protein of 762 amino acids. Gene Ontology annotation, cellular component: membrane. The transcript is spliced from 10 exons. The record is from RefSeq and is a predicted model, not a curated record.